UGGCAGUGUCGUUCCUAUCCACUGUUCAUGUCUUAAACUUACAGACACACCACACUCAAUGAAUGGAUAAAUCUGUGGUGAUGGCUUCGGCUGAGGCUGCUGGUGUGUCUCCUGAGCCAGCGUGUGGUGGUGAUGUGUCCAGAGGAUCAGGAGGGGUCCCAAUGGAGGAGGAGGAGGGUCCCACCACCGCUCUGCAGAAGAGGGGCACAGGCCAUGGACCUCAGUGGGGGGCCUUAGAGAGCGGUGUGCUGGGAGCGGUGUGUGAGCUGUUGGGGUGUCCCGGCUGUGGCCGUUUCCUCCUGAGGCCCAUCACGCUGCCCUGCGGACACUGCCUCUGCCCCGCCUGCCUGACCCGCCUCGCACACCCACGCAACACACACACGCGCAAAGCACACACACGCAACCUCACUUCAAAGGGAACCGCUGCCCCACCCGCCCCGACUGCCACCCCCUCCGACUCUGACCCCUCCUCCAUCAGUGCUGACGCUCCAGCUCAAGCUGACCAACCUCCCGCCUUCCGAUGCCCGCGAUGCCAGGCGGCGUGCCCACUGCUGCUGCCUGGAGAAGGACCCUCUCUUGAUGCCCGCUGGUCGUACCCCCCCAGUGUGCUCCUCUCCCGGAUGGCACAGGGCCUCCUGGAUGCCCACCCGGAGCUGCGGAGGCUGGCGCGGAGAGGAGUCUCGAGACGCCAUGGCAACACCUGGGCUCUCCGCUCAUCCCUCAGGAGGUCCAGCCGGUCGCUGGGGUGGUCGCCAGGGUCUGGGUCAGCUGACCCCUGGGCACUGCCCGUCUACGUGGAGCCCAAGCCGGCGCCGUGUGACCUCUGCACCAAGCAACGCCCGGCUGCUAGAUUUUGUGCCACCUGCCGUCUCCACUUCUGUGCCAAGUGUCUGAGCAGGCAGCACAGUAACCCCGCCUACCGUGCCCACUCAUUGGUGGAGCCCACCCUGGAGGCGGGGCGAGAGCAGUGUCCCGCCCACCCGGAGCGCAGCGUGACCCACAGCUGCGUGAUUGGCGGUCACGUGAGGCUGGGCUGCCACGGUUGCCUGGUGACCACGCCGACGCCUGUAGUGGCAAAACAGCAACAGCAGGUGGCGCCGCUGAGACAGGCCCGAGCACACACACAGGAGCGGCUCACACAGGCACUGCAGUACGCCAGCACGGUGGAACAGCAGUGUAGCGCACGGUGUGAUGCGAUGUCGGCUGCACUGUGCCACGUGUCUGGUCGCGGUGCUGAGUUGCGCUCCUGUGUCCAGCGCGGCUUCCAGGCCCUGCGCAGCACCCUCCUCGACCAGGAGGUGUCACUGCUGAGCCGCAUUGACGUGCUGAGCUCCAGCACCUCCACAGCUGCCCAGGGCUUCCUGCAGCACGCGGCCCCACUCAGGGCCUCCCUGGCUGGGCUGCAGGUACUGGGGCAGCAGGCUCUUCUGGAGCCUCGGGACUCAGCCUUCCUACAGGGGGGAGAGGGACUAGUGCACUGGCUGGUUUCGCUCUGCAGGGAGGCUACUACCCAUGAUCCUCUCCUCAAGAGCGAGACUACCACCCAUGAUCCUCUCCUGCUUGUGGGCUCACGACCCUUUGACCACGCUCACCUGGACUUUGACGCCUUGCAGCAAGACCUGCAAAGCAUUUUGGAUAAGCACCUGCGCUGGGACCUCUCCGAGGCCGUCGCCAUGCCUACAGCCAUCGUCACAGGGACAGUUGGCGAGGCAAUGCAAGAGGAGGAAGAGGAAGAAGCAGAGGAAGAGGAAGAGAAGGAGGAGGAGAAAAAAGAGGAGGAGCUAGUGGUCAAGACCCAGGAUCCAGAGGUGAAGGUUGCUCCACAGGUGGAGGUGGCCCCAGGGCUGGAGGCCGACACGGCAGACAAGGUGCCCUGGCAGGGUGCUCCGUUUCUGGGCUGCAGAGUGGAGGAGAAGCCCCUGGCCCUGCCCCAUGUGGAGCCCAAGCAGCCUCAGCAGACCCAGAAGGAGCGGGACAUGCCCGCAGGAGACGCCAGGAGAGAGGUGCCACUACCCAGACCCCCCAUCAUCUACCAACACAAGGCAUACCCCAACACUGUGGAGGUGUUCUGGAUGGUUCCUAUGGGUGAUAAGGUCCAGUAUUUCGAUGUGCACUUCCAGGACGCAAAUGGGGGUGGUGUCAAUGGAGGAGGCGUGGUUAUGGGCGGCCUCAAGGGCAGCAGUAUGUGUGCGUCAGGCCUGAGGAGGGAUGCGGAGUACAUCUUCAGAGCGCGCUCAGUCAACUCUGAUGGUCACGGAGCAUGGGGUCCUGCCUACCGCGUGUCAACCUAGAUGGAGAAGCAAUCAUGCCCCACCGAUGACCCGUAACCAUGGAGACGAAUGCUUUAUCUUGUUUUCUAAAAAGAUAUAUAUAUAAAACAUGUAUACAUAUAUACAAAUAACCAUUAACCGUUAAACAACACAUACUUUAUUUCAUUUAAAACACAUUGAAACACUUUUUAAACUUGUGAAUAAACCCCCUCUAUGCAUGAAGUGUGUCUGGUGGCGCUUCUUUAUCAGCAGAUACCUCUAGCCACCACAAGGUGGCAGUGUUUCACUGCAGACUCCUGCUCACCUCUGAUUGGUCAGGACACAGACUAGUGACACGCAGGGAUUGGUCAGAAAGUAGAGUAGGUUUUGGUGGAAUACAUCAGAUAGGAAAGAGUAAGG
This is a messenger RNA of Engraulis encrasicolus (European anchovy), 2669 nucleotides long. RefSeq names its product tripartite motif-containing protein 67-like. The transcript has 11 exons. NCBI's taxonomy places the organism in Eukaryota, Metazoa, Chordata, Actinopteri, Clupeiformes, Engraulidae. Gene Ontology annotation, molecular function: protein binding. The coding region runs from base 63 to 2291 and encodes 742 amino acids. The record is from RefSeq and is a predicted model, not a curated record.